This is a messenger RNA of Phanerochaete carnosa HHB-10118-sp, 432 nucleotides long. RefSeq lists its product as uncharacterized. The annotation marks the transcript as partial. The transcript has 3 exons. Lineage: Eukaryota; Fungi; Basidiomycota; Agaricomycetes; Polyporales; Phanerochaetaceae. The record is from RefSeq and is a predicted model, not a curated record.
ACUCUUCGUCACCAUAUGGAGUCAAAGCAUGAGGGCAAAUAUUGGAAUCACAUCGAGCUCAAAAAGCUCAAGUCAAUGCUUCCGAAGGACCGAGAGAAGGAGCGUGUAGCGCUCGCUGCUGAGAAAGAGCGCAAUAAGCAGUUGCAACUCGACCCGCACCUGAAAGAGAUGCCGAAGAAAGAGCGUGUUAUUGCAUAUACGCAUCAGGUCUUCCGACGGGCUGCCAUAGAGUGGCUGGUUGCCACCGGGCAGCCUUUAUCUGCGCUCGAACACGAGUCUUUCAAGAAGAUGAUCAACAUUGCUUCUCAGGCACGAGACGGUGUUGAAAUCCUCUCACGCAAGGUUGCGCGACAGGAGAUCAUCGCCAUGUUUAAGGAGUAUAUGCGCAACCUGAAAGCGAAGUUGAAUGUGAGUUUACAUAGGCUAAUUUAG